CAUCCACUUGACGAGGCUUCAGCGCACUGGGAACAAAAUAUCAAAUUCGAACUCGAGCGUGAUUACAUGCAGUUGGAGGCAACUGCAAUGGUAAGAAAUGUUAAAUCUCUCUCCGAAUCAGAAUUCAAGAGAGAGGCAAUGCUGAUGCAGAGAUAUCAGCAUGAAAAUAUUGUGCGUUUCUAUGGUAUCUCCUUGGAUUCUCCAAACCACCAGUGUUUAGUUUUGGAAAUGAUGGACCAGGGAAAUCUACGGGAGUAUCUUCAUCGAGCCAGACCUCGUCUAACACCCUCUCAAGCUGAACACUUCUCGAGACAAGAGCAUACGGCGAGAAGUGAUCGUUCAAGCAGGCAGACGGAGACCACUGAAGCUACUACGGGAGAAAGCUUCUGCAGUGGAGCUGGGGCGGUAGAACUUCAUGCACUACUGACUAUCCCCGAUUUGGUAAAGAUUAUGAGGGAUAUUGCAAGAGGUUGUCAAUAUUUGGAGGAACAGCACUUUGUUCACAGAUCAAUCGUUCUUCGGCCUUUCUUCCAUUUCCCCUAA
This is a messenger RNA of Rodentolepis nana, 543 nucleotides long. The record is from the annotation of a GenBank genome assembly. Lineage: Eukaryota; Metazoa; Platyhelminthes; Cestoda; Cyclophyllidea; Hymenolepididae.